Molecule: messenger RNA, 417 nt
Organism: Malassezia globosa CBS 7966
Lineage: Eukaryota; Fungi; Basidiomycota; Malasseziomycetes; Malasseziales; Malasseziaceae
Exons: 1
Coding region: 1-417 (138 amino acids)
Molecular function (GO): protein binding
Source: RefSeq, a predicted model, not a curated record
AUGUAUCACUUUGAUGGAUAUAUUUACGAUAAUGCAGAUGACUUGGAAGGAGCGAUUGCAUCUUGGAAUGCUGCGUUGCGGCUCGCGCCGGACAGUCCAGAUGCACAUACAAACCUAGCAUCAGCCUACAUCAUGUCGAAGCCACCCCAAGCGGAUAAGGCAUUGGAACAUUUAAUAACAGCUGCGUCACAGAGCCCUGACGAUGGCGAGAUUCAUUUCAACCUUGGCACAGUGCUUGAGGCUUGCGAGCAGUUAGAGUCAGCGAUUGACGCAUACAAGAAGGCUUUGAAGAAUGGCGUCGAUCGUGCAGAUCAGAACGUUCGGAACUGUACAGCUAAAUUGCUGUCGGCUCGUCUCGAUGUCCAGCGUCAACAAAAAGAGAUAGAUGCCAAAAAAGCUGCUAAGGCUGACAAGUAG